Musa acuminata subsp. malaccensis (wild Malaysian banana) is the source of this 1996-nucleotide messenger RNA. RefSeq names its product non-specific phospholipase C1. Gene Ontology annotation, biological process: phospholipid catabolic process. Gene Ontology annotation, molecular function: hydrolase activity, acting on ester bonds. NCBI's taxonomy places the organism in Eukaryota, Viridiplantae, Streptophyta, Magnoliopsida, Zingiberales, Musaceae. The record is from RefSeq and is a predicted model, not a curated record.
CCUCUUGCCCUCUGUGUCGGCCCCGCUCGUCGGUAGCCCCUUCUCCAUUUGUUGCCCGAGUCGACGCACCAACCGCACUCGAGAAAACCUCCCCUUUCUUUCUCUUGUCUCUGAGCAAGGGAGGAGCUCUUUGGGACUCUUUCGUCCGGGCUCCUCCGUGGGGCGGCAGGGAGAUGGAUUUGGUGGCUCAGGGCGGGCGGCGGGCGCGGCGGAGGCUCCUGGUGGUGGCCGUUUUCUUGCUCUACCUGGUGACCUCCGCCCACUGCCUGGACGCCGAGAGGGCGGUGUCGGGAAGGAGGAAGAAGAAGGCGAAGCACGAGAUCAAGGGGCCGAUCAAGACCCUGGUUGUGCUGGUGAUGGAGAACCGGUCGUUCGACCACAUGCUGGGUUGGCUCCGGACCAAGGGCGGCCGCCCAGACAUCGACGGUCUCACCGGCCACGAGUACAACCGCCUUAACGCCUCCGACCCUUCCUCCCCGGAGGUCUUCGUCUCCGAUGGCGCCGCCUACGUCGACUCUGACCCCGGCCACUCCUUCCAGGCCAUCCGCGAGCAGAUCUUCGGUUCCGAGGACACCGCCGCCGUGCCCGCCCCCAUGAGCGGCUUCGCCCAGCAGGCUGAGAGCAUGGGCGAGGGGAUGGCCAGUACCGUCAUGCGGGGCUUCGCCCCCGAUGCCGUCCCCGUCUACUCCGCCCUCGCGGAGGAGUUCGCGGUGUUCGACCGGUGGUUCGCCUCCGUCCCGGCCUCCACCCAGCCCAACCGCUUCUACGUUCACUCCGCCACCUCCCACGGCGCCACCAGCAACGUGCGCCGGGACCUCGUUCAUGGCUUUCCCCAGAAGACCAUCUUCGACUCCCUCGACGAGGAUGGCCUCAGCUUCGGCGUCUACUACCAGAACAUCCCCGCCGUGCUCUUCUUCAAGAGCCUGCGUAAGCUCAAGCACCUCGUCAAGUUCCACAGCUACAAACUGGCCUUCAAGCUGGACGCCAAGCUGGGCCGGCUGCCCAACUACGUCGUCAUCGAGCAGCACUACUUCGAUGUGAAGCUCUCCCCGGCCAACGAUGAUCACCCCUCCCACGACAUCGCCAGGGGUCAGAGGCUUGUGAAGGAGGUUUACGAGACGCUCCGGGCGAGCCCACAGUGGAAUGAGACGGCCCUGCUCAUCACCUAUGACGAGCAUGGUGGAUUCUACGACCACGUGCCUACUCCUGUCACAGGGGUGCCCAACCCUGAUGGCAUAAUCGGCCCCGACCCUUUCUACUUCAAGUUUGAUAGGCUGGGGGUUCGAGUUCCCACCAUCCUGAUCUCCCCUUGGAUCGAGAAGCGCACCGUGAUCCAUGAACCUAAAGGGCCAACUCCACAUUCACAGUUUGAGCACUCUUCCAUUCCAGCAACGGUAAGGAAAUUAUUUAACCUGAAUUCGAAUUUUCUCACAAAGAGAGAUGCUUGGGCUGGGACGUUCGAGAGCCACUUAUCCAUCCGGAAGACACCACGGACUGAUUGCCCAGAGAAACUCCCAAAGGUGAAGUCAUUGAGGCCAUUUGGACCAAGGGAAGACAAGGUGCUGUCGGAGUUUCAGGUGGAACUGAUCCAACUCGCUUCUCAGCUCAAUGGAGACCAUGUGCUUAACACCUAUCCAUACAUUGGCGAGGGCAUGACUGUGGGUCAAGCAAACAGGUAUGCCGAGGAUGCGGUCGCAAGGUUCCUGGAAGCUGGCAGGGCUGCAUUGAGGGCCGGAGCAAAUGAGUCCGCCAUUGUCACGAUGAGACCUGCUCUAACUAGCCGGAUUAGUGGAUGGUCUUCCGAUGCCUCCGCCCAAAGCAUUUAGUUCUAAACACAUACCUCAAUACUAGUAGUUGUUUUAGAGGUUUCAAGAGAAACAAUGGAAUGCUUGAACUGGUAAGGUAAAAAGGACUUCCCAUGUAAAUGAUGUCCUCCUAUAAACCAUGAACGAUUGGUGGAUUCUUGUCAUAAGAAGUGUGUUUCUUGGUUCCUUCC